Scleropages formosus (Asian bonytongue) is the source of this 1254-nucleotide messenger RNA. Its product is annotated as creatine kinase U-type, mitochondrial-like. Gene Ontology annotation, molecular function: creatine kinase activity. The transcript has 9 exons. Lineage: Eukaryota; Metazoa; Chordata; Actinopteri; Osteoglossiformes; Osteoglossidae. The coding region runs from base 1 to 1254 and encodes 417 amino acids. Gene Ontology annotation, biological process: phosphocreatine biosynthetic process. Gene Ontology annotation, cellular component: mitochondrion. The record is from RefSeq and is a predicted model, not a curated record.
AUGGCAGGCACCUUCACUCGAGUGCUGUCUGGACGCAACACGGCGGUCAUGCUGGCCAGCCUUGGCGCCGGCACCCUGGCAUCGGGCUACCUGAUGAGCGACAGCGGAAGUGCUGCCGUUGGCGAGAAGAGGAAGAUGUACCCCCCUAGUGCCGACUAUCCGGACCUUCGCAAGCACAACAACUGCAUGGCGUCUGCUCUCACCCCGGCCAUCUACGGGCGCCUCAGAGACAAGACCACCCCCUACAACUGGACCCUGGACCAGUCCAUCCAGACGGGGGUGGACAACCCCGGGCACCCAUUCAUCAAGACCGUGGGCAUGGUGGCUGGAGAUGAGGAGAGCUACGAGGUGUUUGCGGACCUCUUUGACCCUGUCAUCAAAGAAAGGCAUAAUGGCUACGACCCGAGAACUAUGAAGCACCCCACGGACCUGGACAGCUCCAAGAUCACCUCGGGGAUGUUCGACGAGCGCUACGUGCUGUCCUCCCGCGUGCGCACGGGCCGCAGCAUCCGCGGUCUCAGCCUGCCGCCGGCCUGCUCGCGCUCCGAGCGCCGGGAGGUGGAGCGAGUCGUCGUGCAGGCCUUGGCAGGGCUCAAGGGGGACCUCGCCGGGCGCUACUACAGCCUGGGGGACAUGACCGAGCACGAGCAGCAGAGGCUCAUCGACGAGCAUUUCCUCUUUGAUAAGCCCGUGUCUCCUCUGCUAACUGCCGCUGGAAUGGCCAGAGACUGGCCUGACGCCCGAGGAAUUUGGCACAACAAUGAGAAGAAUUUCUUGGUAUGGAUCAAUGAGGAGGACCACACGCGGGUCAUAUCCAUGGAAAAGGGAGGAAACAUGAAGAGAGUGUUUGAGAGGUUCUGUCGUGGACUGAAAGAGGUGGAGCGGCUCAUUAUGGAACGAGGCUGGGAGUUCAUGUGGAACGAGCGCCUCGGCUACAUCCUCACCUGCCCCUCCAACCUGGGCACGGGGCUGAGGGCGGGGGUGCACAUCCGCCUGCCAAACCUCGGCAAGGACCCUCGGUUCAGCAAGAUCCUGGAGAACCUGAGGCUCCAGAAGCGAGGCACCGGGGGCGUGGACACUGCCGCCGUGGGCGACACCUUCGACAUUUCAAACCUUGAUCGCCUGGGCAAAUCUGAGGUGGAGCUUGUGCAGCUGGUGGUGGAUGGCGUCAACUACCUGAUCGAGUGUGAGAAGAGGCUGGAGAGGGGGCAGGACAUCAGGAUCCCACCACCGCUGCCCCAGUUCAAGAAGUGA